AUGCGACGAUGUCUGGGGCGUCUGGGGCUACGCGACGCGUCUCCGGACGAAGAGGAAAGCCGGCUCAACAGUCGGACGGAUGGGGCAACGGAUGGGAGAUUAGAUACAAGAAAUGAUGGCAGUACGCAUAGUCGAUCAGAUCAUGACGGACCGACGUCGAUGAGUACGGAGAGUCGGGAGGAGGAGUCGAGUCGGUUGAGCCGAAGGAGCUCGGUUUUGGUGGAUCUCCUUGCCCUAUUUCGACGAUCCUCCAGUUUUCACAUCAAAUCGCAUCGAAUUCGAGGCAGCAAUGAUGAAAUGGACGAAGACGGCGAUGAGGACGAUUCGCACAACAUGACCAAGGACAAAAUCCUCGAAGCUAUUCGCUAUAAAAAGGAAAUUAUCGGGAAUUUGAAGAAGCAGCCCUGGAAUAUGAAGCGGAAAAGGAGAACGUUAAUAGUAGCGCGGCGGCAUCUGCAGCGCCAGGAAGCAAAAGUCUCCCGGAUACAGCUGUGGAAAUCCGAGUUGGGCAGGAGAUUCACGCAGUUCAACCGAUGGUCUAAUAAUUUGAAGAUAUACCUGAUACCAUGGGAGGCGAAGAUUAAGCGCAUUGAGAGCCACUACGGCUCCGUGGUCUCCUCCUAUUUCACAUUCCUUCGGUGGAUCCUCGGCAUCAACGUGGUGAUGUCGAUGAUCAUGGGCCUUUUUGUGAUUUUUCCAGAGUGGCUAGCCGACGCUCGUGCGCCUGUCGGAAGUGAUCGGUACAAUCGGACGAUGAGCCUGAAGGUAAUGCCGGCCGACGUCAGAAAACACGCUGAUGAGCUGAUGAUGAUCUGGGAUUUUGGGGGCUACUUUCAAUACUCACAUCUUUUCUACGGGUUCUACUCUCGAGAAACGUAUUUUGGGGACACGAUACAGUACCGCGUGCCGGUCGCCUAUUUUCUCGUGAAUAUUCUGAUCCUGGCCUACUCGUUUUUCAUCAUAUUACGGAAAAUGGCAUCGAACUCCCGUACCAGCAAGCUGUCCUCCGGGAAAACGGAGCAAUACGUUUUCAACUGGAAAAGCUGGACGGGCUGGGAUUAUACGAUCGGAAACGCGGAGACGGCCAGCAACGUGGUUAUGGCAAAUGUCAUCAAAUUUCGGGAAGCAAUCGCCGAGUUCAACGUCAAGCUCAAAAGCAAGGUGCAAUUCCUCCAAAUCCUGCAGCGAAUCCUGGCAAAUCUGUUGAUCGUCUCCCUCCUCGUUUUCUCAGGCUGGGCCAUCGAUGCCGUGUCGAAGAUCAAGGAGAAGGACACGUUCAUCAAGCAGAACGCCGUGCCAAUUGUCGUCUCGUUCAUCACCCUCAUUUUCCCGAACGUCUUCGAGAUUAUCGGCAAGAUGGAGAAGUUGCACCCGAGGACGGCGUUGCGGUUUCAGCUAGUCAGGGUCUCCGCGCUGUACAUUGUCAAUUUCUACACCUUUUUCUUGUCCCUGCUGGAGUUGUUGACAAAGAUCGAUGCCGAUCGUGAUCAGUUGAAGGCGAAAUACAUGGCAAAUCUGCAGAAUGAUCUGGCGAACAGCAAGGCGCUCUAUCAAGUGGGGCAUCGUUCUCUGCGGCAUCUCCUCGGUCUCGUCGAUCGUCUACCAACCAUGAUGUCCGCCCUCGCUCCGGGGACUACGGUGAUGGCCGACUAUGGCCCUUUUGCUGUGCAAAGUCCCCGGGCGGCAGUUACCAACAAUGGGCAGAUGGCCUCCCAGAAUGUGACAGUGUUCAGCUACAAGCCAAUCGGCCCGAGCACCCACUUCAACUACUCGCAGAUGGAGCAGAUCACUUUCCCAAUUGCCGCCACAAUGGCCCCAAAAAUGGCGUCGUCGUGGACGAAUUUGCAUGAGGAUCUGUGCUGGGAGACGCGUAUCGGACAGGAGAUUUCCAAAGUCGUGACGAUGGACUUGUUGAUGACGGUGCUCGCUAUCCUCGUGAUCGAUUUCUUUCGAGGGCUUUUUAUUCGAUAUACGAAUUUGUGGUGGUGCUGGAAUCUGGAGAAGACCUUUCCCGAAUACGGCGAGUUCAAAGUGGCCGAAAAUGUUCUGCACCUCGUCAACAACCAGGGCAUGAUUUGGCUGGGGCUAUUUUUCGUACCGAUGCUUCCGUUUUUGAAUAAUCUUAAGAUCUCCAAGACAUUCCCCAAGGACGUCAAGAUCGCCUCGGCACUCAAGAUCACC
This is a messenger RNA of Mesorhabditis spiculigera, 2181 nucleotides long. The record is from the annotation of a GenBank genome assembly. Lineage: Eukaryota; Metazoa; Nematoda; Chromadorea; Rhabditida; Rhabditidae.